Clupea harengus (Atlantic herring) is the source of this 4659-nucleotide messenger RNA. RefSeq names its product kinesin-like protein KIFC3. Gene Ontology annotation, cellular component: microtubule cytoskeleton. Gene Ontology annotation, biological process: microtubule-based movement. The record is from RefSeq and is a predicted model, not a curated record. NCBI's taxonomy places the organism in Eukaryota, Metazoa, Chordata, Actinopteri, Clupeiformes, Clupeidae. Gene Ontology annotation, molecular function: microtubule motor activity; ATP binding; microtubule binding.
AGGAGGAGUGCAGGAGUCAGCGCCUCGUCCGCAACAGCAGCAGCAGCAGCAGCAGGAGCACUAACGGCUGACACGGGCACAGAGGAUGUGAGGGCUGCUGGGACUCCAAGGGGACGGAGGGAUGGAGACAGACAAGAGGGGCUGAGAUGGAGGUGAAGAUAUGUGCUGACAUGAGAGAGACCGAGAGGUGAUUUUCACCUGCGGAGAAGGAAGACGAGGACAAAGAGCUGCAGGCAGCUCUGUGUGAGUGAGGGAGAUUCCCCCACCGCAUCUCAGACCCUUCGUAAAGAUGAUCGCUUUCUACUCGCUGCUCGUCUACAUCUUCUAUUCUGUCUUCAAGAAGGAGGAGGAGGAUGAGGAGGCGCUGGAGGGGGCAUGUGGAUACUCCCCAAAGUAUGGACCUGACCAUGUUUCCAUGGAAACAGGGAGCAGGAGGAGAGGAGGCCACACCCCCAGAAUGGGGAAAAGGGGUUGGUCCAGACUGAAUGAGUCCAGCAGUAGCAGUGACAGCGAUGGCCUCUCUCUCAGCGAGGAAGACGAUGUUCCUGUUGAAGAGCUGGCGAUGCCUGCCAAAACCCCUUUGGCUGCAUUCUUAUCAUUCAAGCAGGAGGCAGAGAAGAGAAAAACCUCCACCGUACAACUGGACGUGGGAGAAAAGGUGAGCGAGUCUCCUCUGGUGGCGGUGAUGUCCCACCUGCUCAGCUUCCUGGAGCAGUACUCACACUUGCAGCAGCUGCAGCAGCAGGCGGAGCAGUACCGACUGCAGCUGCGCAGGCACCGCGUUCAGCACCGCAGGCACAUGAAGGCCCUGCGCACACACUACCGCCAGCGCCUGCACGACAAGAACAGCAUCAUCAGCAGCCUGGAGGAGGUCAUCAGCCAGCAGCACACGCCCACUGGAGAAGGUGACGGUGUGGAGGCCUGCGGAGGGAAGGCUGGCCUGCACACACUGGUGGAGUCUCUGUGUGGGCUGCAGGGCGAGCGGAGCCAGCUGAGGGGGGAGCUGAGGCUGCUGCACACUCAGCUGGAGCAGAAGGAGCUCGACCGCCACACUAAAGUCCAGGCCUUCCAGCAGCAGAUUGAUGAGCUGAAGAGCUGCAUAGAGGAGCGGGAGGAGGAGCUGAAUCGCUUGAGAACUGCAUCUGGGGUGACGGACUCAGAGAAGCGCGUGCUGUGCCUGUCGGCGGAGAACGAGACUCUGAAGCACAGCCUGAGCGUCACACAGGGUCUCCUGCAGCAGCUGUCUGUCAUCCCCAGUCAGUCCAGCUCCGGGCUCAUGAAGGAGAACGAGAACCUGCGCAGCCGAGUCCUGCAGCUGGAGAGCACCCUGCAGCAGCGCGCUGAGCAGCUCUCGUGUCUGGAGCGACAGAGCGAGCAGUCCGAGUGGAGGAGGGGAGAGGACGUGAGGAGGCGCGACGACAGGCUGAAGGAGCUGCAGCUGGAGCUGGACAAGGAGCGCACCAAGGAGCCACUGGUCAAGUAUGUUACUCAGACUGUGGAGGUGGAGUCUCCGUCAGCUCUGAGGCUGCUGGCUGAAACCAGGCAGAAGAAUGAACGACUGACAAAGAAGCUGUCUAAUCAGAACGAACGGUGUAAGCAGCUGGAGGAGCACAUCAGACGCUCCGAUGAAGUCAGCUGCAAUUUGCAACAUAAGAUCGCAGCAUAUGAGCGGGAGAUUAACGCCCUCCGAGAGGAGCUCCUGAAGGUGAUUGGCCACCUGGAGGAGAGGAAGGAGGAGGCCGUUAAAGCUGCUGCCAACUGCUCUGAGGAGAAUCUGCAGAACCUGCAGGACCAGUUCAUCACCCUGCAGAGCCGUCUAAGUGCCCUUCCUCCUACUCUACGCUCCAUGAAGACAGACUAUGCCAGCCUGAGGACUCAGGUUCGCAACUUCUCUGAUUUCUAUGGAGCCGCCAUUAAAGAUGCCAAGAAACAGAUGACAACAGCCAUCAGUGAGAUUUCUGAGGCCAACAAAGACCUGCUGGAGAAGUACAGGAAGGAGGUUGCUCUGCGCAGGAAGUACCAUGAGCAGCUUGUGGAGCUGAAAGGAAACAUCCGUGUGUUGUGUCGUGUGAAGCCUGUUCUGAAGGAGGACCAGCGUGAGGAGGGCCAGGCUGUGGUGGUCACCACGGAUCCCCACAACGAGUCAGCCCUCACAGUGAUGAACAAGGGGAAAGGCCGCACCUUUGAGCUGGAUAAAGCGUUCCAUCCGCAGGCAACUCAAGAAGAGGUGUUUCAGGAGAUCGAGCCCCUUGUGACAUCCUGCAUUGAUGGAUAUCAUGUCUGUAUCUUUGCGUACGGUCAGACUGGAUCAGGAAAAACCUAUACGAUGGAGGGCAAUUCAGAGAACCCUGGUAUCAACCAGCGAGCUCUGAAACACCUUUUCAAUGAGAUCGAGGAGAGGAAGGACAUGUGGGAGUACACAGUCAGCGUCACCUCUGUGGAGAUCUACAAUGAAGUCCUCAGAGACCUGCUCUGUAAGGAUGGAGAGAAGCUGGACAUCAAGAUGAACCCUGAUGGGUCUGGUCAGCUGCAUGUCCCUGGCCUCAGGGUCAUUGAGGUCAAAAGCUUUCAGCACAUUAAGAAGAUUCUUGCCAUGGCCCGCCGCAAUCGGAUCACAUUUGGCACUCAGAUGAACCAGCACAGCUCGCGCUCUCAUGCUCUACUCAUGAUUACAGUGCAGGGGAUAGACCUGGCCACCGGCACUAAGACAACAGGCAAGCUGAACCUGGUGGAUCUGGCCGGGUCUGAGCGCGUGUGGAAGUCAGGAGCAGAGGGCGAGAGGCUGAAGGAGGCCCAGAACAUCAACCGCUCCCUGCUGUCCCUGGGAGACGUCAUCCAGGCCCUGAGGGGCCGCUCGACGCACAUUCCCUUCAGGAACUCCAAACUCACCUACCUGCUGCAGGACUCCCUUGGCAAGGGGAACAAGACUGCCAUGGUUGUGCAGGUCUCCUCUCUUGAGAGCAACGUUGGUGAGACUCUCUGCUCUCUAAAGUUUGCUCAGCGUGUUUGCAAGGUGGAACUGGGGCCUGCAGCCAGGAAGAUUGAGGCAGGUGACAAAAAUCAUGAGAACUACUGUUAAAAUCACUGUAACAUUCAGUGCAGAUGGACAAGCAUCAGUCAUCAAUGAGGGGGUCAAUAGCUGGGUUUCCAUCCAACUAAUUUACAUACUAGUUUAGCAUUUAUGACAAUUCAGCUAAAAGAAAUGCAAGUCUGUGCACAUCUCCAUCCUCGGUGUUGGACACUCUCCUGAUUAAGGGAGGAAGUGUGAACAGCGAAUCGAUUUCUUUUUCAUGGAGAUUUUAUGCGAAUUUCAAAUAUUUCCACUCAGGAUUUCCUAUUCGAAUAGUAAAGAUUUGCAUUAAUAGGUUGGAUGGAAACCCAGCUUCUUUUUCUGUCUCGUGUAAAGGGCUACGGUCCACAGCAUCUCCAUAGGGUUUCCUCAUAAGGCGCCAGACAGCAUGAGCCGUUCUGACAGACUUCAAGCCUCACCUCCUGCACUGUGUCUGAAAAUGGCUUCUCUCCCCACAAGCUGCUCUGCAUGUCAGUUCAGACUGCCAUAAUCUCAGACCCCCGGUGUGAUUCUCACUUGGCCAGUUUUUUUUCCAAAACCACAAUGAGCUGAUGGUAAGGAAAAUGACCAGGAACUGUCUAAAAAGCUAACUUAUGGAGGAGGAGAAGAGAGAGAGCGCACCGUGUCCUUUGGUUUCAUUACUCAGAGAUCAAACAAUGCAGCAUUUAAGAUCCGUUCUUGCUUUGUUUAUAUCUAGAUGCAACAUGCUAAGAUUGUCUUUGAAAUGCAUAUAUUUAUAGUAGUAACCACUAGGUAGGAAAAACGUAGUCUUGUCCAUCGAGUUUAUUGGUAACCAUUACGGUAGCCAUGUUAAAUCACUUCACUUUCUCAUGUUGUGUAACAACGCAAGAUAUGACAGACAGUCCUGAAUGUUUGUAAUUGUUAUGACUAAGGCUAGAAAAAGAGAUUUUGUGAAACUACUGAUCUCCGGCAAAACAUUGCAUUGAAUUUGAUACAAGGAGGUUCAUAAAUAUAGCUCAUGUAGAUUAAUAUACUAUUUUCUCUUUAUCAUUGGUAAUUCUUCCAGACAAUGCUUUAUGGCAUCAUGUGCAAUAGUACCAUAUUAGAAUGUUAAAUUCCAAUGCUAAGGAGGUUUAUAUGGGUGUAUUGUAGGGCCUGGCAGAGCACUUUAUGCCAAGUUAUGUGUUAAGGCUGUGUGAGCAUAUUUCUGCUGUUUUUGUCAUGAUUCUCAUUAUUGUUCUCUCAUUUGUGCCUGUUUAGAGCUGUAGAAAAAGCCAACAGUUGGAGUUAGAACUGACUUUUAGGCACUAUAGCAUCAACGUUUUAUCUGUAUAAUGCUUCUUCAUUAAUACAUGAUGUCUUCUGUUUCUUUUGUCUUAGAGCAGAUUGAGGAAGGUCUUGGUUUGUAAAUGGAUACCGGUAAAGGUUUAGGGGUCCCAAUAACAUUAUUUAUUGUUUUAUUUAUAGCUCAGAGAAUACUGUGUGAUGUCCACUCACAAAGUACGAGUUUGAAGUAAAUCCUGUUUUGUACGCCAACGGUAAAGUGCUUAUCAGUAUCAUGACUUUGGAACCUUUCAGAUAACCUGUACUAGUGGCUUAAGAGGAAAUAAACAAACCAAAUGGAUUCA